UUUCCAAAGCACCCAUCCCUAAAACUCACUUCUUCCUUCACUCUAUCUUGUUUUCGACUGCAAAGCUCUUCCUUUCUAUCUUGUUUUGCUUACUUUUUAAUGGCUAGUGAGCUUAAGGCAUUGUGGGCGUUGUCUGUUGUAUUGCUGGUGUCAAACUGGCAACACUGGAUUUAUGGAAAGGCCACGCCUCAAGUUCCUUGCUACUUCGUCUUUGGAGACUCCUUGUUUGACAAUGGAAACAAUAACUACCUCACCACACCUGUUAAGGUUAAUUAUCUGCCUUAUGGAAUAGACUUCCCUUUGGGGGCUACAGGAAGGUGUAGCAAUGGCCUCAACAUAGCCGACACCAUUGCUGAACAAUUAGGUUUCGACAGUUUCAUCACGGACUUCGGCGUCGGAGGUUUCACUAAUUUCCUAGAUGGUGUCAAUUACGGAUCUAGUGGAGCUGGCAUUCUUGAUGAAACAGGAUAUCUUUCGAGAGAUCUGUUUACCAUGAAUAUUCAGUUAUAUAAUCACAAGAUGACUGUUUCACGCAUUGCCAAACAACUGGGAGGCGAUGACGUUGCUAAGAAGUACCUGAGCAAAUGCGUAUAUGUUUCUGAUAUGGGCCAUAACGACUACCUCAACAACUAUUUCUUGGAUACCUACAACAGCAGCAAGAUAUACAAUCCCGAUGAAUAUGCGCGACAUCUCAUUGAGACUUACAAGACUCAACUGGAGGAUCUGUAUUCUACAGGAGCGAGAAAGAUAGCCGUGUUUGGUCUUAUUCGGGUAGGAUGUAUGCCGUCCAACAUACAACAAAAUCCUAAUGACCUAGAUGACAGUUUAUGUGCGUACAAGCUCAACGAUGAUGUUAAGAUUUUCAACAGUCAGCUUCAAACAAUGCUCCAAGAGCUUAAUGAGAAGCAUAAAGAUGCUGUCUUCACCUACAUAAACUCUUACGGUAUUGAUUCUGACGUCACAAAUGCAGGUUUCAAACAAACCCGUGAGAGCUGUUGCCAGGUACUAGAAUCUGGUGCCGUCCCAUGCCAAUCCCUUUCCAUCCCAUGUGCCAACAGGAGUGAGUAUGUGUACUGGGACGGGGCCCAUUUUACUGAAGCUAAAGCUUGGGCCUUCGGAAAAAGAGCAUUUAAACGGCAGUUACCUGAGGAUGCUCACCCAUAUGAUAUCAGUGAGCUAGUUAAGCUAGAGCUUCAUGAUAAUGAUGUUAAGAAUGUCAACCUUGCUCAGCUCUAAUGUAGGAGAUGAAUGUCCAAUAAGCAGUACUAGGCGUGAAUGAAGGACUGUGAUUGCAAGGGUAAUGGAAAAACAUGAGUUUCCAUUAUCUUACAUGAUAAUAAAAGUUGAGUUAAUAAAAAUAUCAGACACAUGACAGACCACUAGGCCGUCAUGUUUCUGUUCAAAGAUUCUC
Molecule: messenger RNA, 1411 nt
Organism: Populus euphratica (Euphrates poplar)
Lineage: Eukaryota; Viridiplantae; Streptophyta; Magnoliopsida; Malpighiales; Salicaceae
Product: GDSL esterase/lipase At5g45670-like
Exons: 5
Coding region: 100-1236 (378 amino acids)
Molecular function (GO): hydrolase activity, acting on ester bonds
Source: RefSeq, a predicted model, not a curated record